GAGCAAUAAACCUCUCAGUUCGCCUCAAUAUCACGCAUGGAUCAUGCUAUUUGGUCAUGAGGACAUGCACUCACUGAACAUAAGCCUUGUAGAGGAUGGUGUUUCAAAAAGAUAUAUCUCAAGCAUUUGCCAACCCAUUGGAUGUAACAAAUUAUAAGCUUCCCUUGGUGGUGCAAAAGUUUGGUUCUACCCAUAGGUGACUCAAAAGGAGCAUGCCAUAAGGCUUCUAUUUAAAUUGACGGUCAAGAUCGCUUGGAUCACUUAAUCAGAAAGCAUUACAUUCUUCACUGGAAUCCAAUCAGAAGGGUGAAAUCACUCUGUGUGGAGAUGAAAACGAGAUCUCGGACAACGAGAUAUUGAAGAGAAAAGCACCACCCAUCAACCGUGUAUCAGAUAUGGCAAACAUUACGGGUGCGUGCAUAGAGAUUUCUGUGCGGAUAAUAGAUGGCCGUCCGUCUAUAAACAGGAGGCUGAUUACCUGCGGACGAGAUGCUUUAACGUGAGAACAUGGACGGCAGAUCCAUAUCCGCAUAUCAUACAAUAUGCGAGCGUGGAAAGAUUCUAGCUGUUCGCACCGCAGCGCUGCGGCCCCACCCCUAACGGCUAUAACUUCCUCGCUCUUUUUAACCAUCCUCUACCCGCCCAAACCCCCUCCUCUGAAGCCUACAACACCUCCAUAGGGAGAGAGUUCUCUUGAGCUCUGCAAGCACCAAUUAGGAUUAAAAGAAUGGGAUCAUCACAUGAAUAUGUUGAUGUGCUGCUCGCCAAUUCUUCGGCGCAUGAGCUUGAGGGCGUCCAAAUUCACAGCAUUGGAGACCGAUCGGAUCCUGAAGCUCCAAUUGCAUUUGUAGCCAAUCUGGCAUGCCCAAAACCUCCGAAACCUGAACCACAGCGAAGCUUUGCAAGAACCCUAAUGUUGCAGCCCUCGAAGAUCGAGGAGGAAGAGAUGAACUGGCUCUCAUCACAGGUGUCCACCAGGGAGGCGGUGAGAAACCCAGCUGGGAAGGGCUUGCGUAGGAUGCAGUCCAGUGCGGAGUUGGGGCUUAAGGGCCUUCGCUUUCUCGAUAAGACGACGGGCAGGAAGGAGGACGGCUGGAAGGCUGUGGAGAAGCGGUUCCACCAAUUUGCAGUCAAUGGUAGGCUACCCAAGGAGAAAUUUGGGUGCUGCAUUGGUUAGUCUCUCCUUUGCUUCAUGCAAGUCUUCCUCUUUCUCAGUAAUUUUAAUUGAAAGCAAAGGUCAUCCACCAUGAACAUACUUCUGAGAUC
Molecule: messenger RNA, 1266 nt
Organism: Phoenix dactylifera (date palm)
Lineage: Eukaryota; Viridiplantae; Streptophyta; Magnoliopsida; Arecales; Arecaceae
Source: RefSeq, a predicted model, not a curated record